This is a messenger RNA of Trichoderma aggressivum f. europaeum, 252 nucleotides long. RefSeq lists its product as uncharacterized. The record is from RefSeq and is a predicted model, not a curated record. The coding region runs from base 1 to 252 and encodes 83 amino acids. NCBI's taxonomy places the organism in Eukaryota, Fungi, Ascomycota, Sordariomycetes, Hypocreales, Hypocreaceae. The transcript is spliced from 2 exons.
AUGCCCCCCGUUCUGUCUCAGGCCGCUUAUAAUAGCAGCAAUAAGGACACCAAGCUACAUACUACCAACGACAGCUCCAGCCAUGGCUAUAGCAUUGUCCGCUUCCUUGCCGAUCAGCAACAAUACCAUCCUGUAUUCAGCAAAGUGCAAUCCCCAACGGAUGCAGAAGACAUUGCCAAAGCCCGGAUGGCGGCAGAGCUGCGUACUUUCGAGCAAGAGUUUGGCUUGAGCGGCAAGCCUCCGAAUAAUUAG